AUGCAGUCGCCUCCCGCCCGGCUGGAGCCCGAGGGAGAAGGCGGAUGGGGUGAUGGUCGAAGAAAGAUGGUGUUUUCCCCUCGGGCCCAGUCCGUGGUGAUCAUAAAACGCUUCAGAGAACCAAAGCAUGAAAGACGUCCCUGGAGGAUAUGGUUUUUAGAUACUUCCAAGCAAGCCAUAGGGAUGUUGUUCAUCCACUUCGCAAAUGUCUAUUUAUCAGAUCUUACAGAAGAAGAUCCCUGUUCACUGUACCUUAUCAACUUCUUGUUAGAUGCCACACUAGGAAUGCUGUUAAUCUACAUCGGUAUCCGUGCAGUCAGCAGCAUUGUGGAAUGGCAGCAGUGGGAGUCCCUUCGCUUUGGUGAAUACGGUGACCCAGUGCAGUGCAGUGCUUGGGUGGGCCAGUGUGCUCUGUACAUAAUGAUUAUGACAUUUGAGAAAACCAUCAUCAUUAUAGUGCUUCUUAUACCUCAGUGGAAAGAGGUAGCUUUAUUGAAUCCUAUAGAGAACCCCCAGUUGGAGCUGGCUAUCGUCAUGCUGAUAGUUCCCUUCUUUGUUAAUGCAUUAAUGUUCUGGGUAGUAGAUAAUUUUCUUAUGAAGAAAGGGAAGACAAAAGCUAAGCUUGAAGAAAAGGAAGCAGGACAAGAUUCAAGAAAUGGAAGUAAAGUCCGAUACAGGAGAGCAGCAUCGCAUGAAGAGUCAGAGUCAGAAAUCCUUAUUUCAGCAGAUGAUGAGAUGGAGGAAUCAGAUGCUGAAGAGGACCUGCGUAGACUGACCAACUUAAAGCCCAUUAAGAAAAAGAAGCAUCGUUUUGGUCUGCCUGUAUGA
This is a messenger RNA of Tauraco erythrolophus (red-crested turaco), 828 nucleotides long. Lineage: Eukaryota; Metazoa; Chordata; Aves; Musophagiformes; Musophagidae. The record is from RefSeq and is a predicted model, not a curated record.